AUGCGAACUCGAUCGAGUCGGUCUACUGAAGACUUGGUCGAGCUAGACAUUACAACGGGUAGAAAGAGGGUUCAGAGGUCACAGAGGGUACAAGAGGAACCUGAGGUGCUUGUUGCUGAUACAAUGGAUGUACCAGAGGGGAAUGGAAACCCUUUGGGUAAUGGACUCGGUCGAGCUAGGCAAACUCGACCGAUUGGUCAAGGAGAUGCUCCAAACCGCCACCAACAGAGACAAGGGAUUGUUCCACCACCAGUGCAGAACCACAACUUUGAGAUCAAGCUGGGAAUGAUCAACCUUGUCCAGAACAAGAUGUUCCAUGGAUUGCCAAGUGAAGACCCCAUUGACCACCUUGAUGAGUUUGAUAGGCUUUGUGAUUUGACAAAGAUCAAUGGUGUCUCUGAAGAUGCCAUCAAGCUGAGACUCUUUCCUAUGUCUCUAGCUGACAAAGCUCACCAAUGGGAGAAGAGCUUGCCCCAUGGCACAAUCACCACUUGGGAUGAAUGCAAGAAGGCCUUUCUUGCUAAGUUUUUCUCCACCGGUCGCACAGCCAAGCUUAGAGGAGAGAUAUCCAGCUUCAUCCAGCGAAACAAUGAGACAUUCGCAGAGGCUUGGGAGAGGUAUAGGGAGAUGCUAGACACAGCUAGCAAUGGGAACUUCCUCAACCAGGAUGUAGAUGAUGGCUGGCAACUUGUGGAGAACAUAGCUAACUCAAAUGGAAGCUAUGGAGAAGAGUAUGAUCGCACCAACCGGAGCUCGACCCACCACUCGAUCGAGUCAGACGAAAAGUUGAGAAAAGAUGUUAAGGCAUUGAAUGAGAAGUUGGAUAAGCUGAUCCUAGCUCAGUCCACAAUGAAGAAAGUCAACUUUGUGUCUGCUGAGGAGAUGGAACCAGUCCAAGAAGGGGAGGAUACACAAUUUGCUGAGGUGUGCUACAUGAGCAAUGGGCAAGGAGGUUACAACAAAGGAUACUAUAACUACAAGUCCAACCCUGCCAUGUCAUACCGCAACACUGAUGUUGCUAACCCUCAGGACCAAGUAUAUCCUCAACAACAAGCAGCUCGAUCGAGUCAGCAACUACUUCAAGGGCAAGCUGAUGGGGUAGUGGACACAAGCAAGAAGCUAGCUGAAAUAAACUCUAAGAUCGAGAACCUCAACACAAGGGUUUACUCUCUGGAGAAUCAUGCUUCUUCUGUUGCUGCUGCUACAAAGCAAGGACAACUACCUGGUAAAGCUAUUCAGAACCCCAAGGAACAGUGCAAGGUCAUCUUCACUCAAGAAGGACUUGUUGAAGAAGAGGAUCAAGAAAGGGUCAUUGAAGAUUUUUGUUUACUGCUGAAUGAUGAAGAGAUUGUUGCUGCUGAGGCUCCUGGAGUCCAGAUUGAUCAACCAGAAGUGCAUGCACCUACUGUGGCCAUUCACACUUCACCAGUUGAGCUCGCACGACAAGCUCGAUCGGCAGCUCGAUCGAGUCCAACUCUAGCUCGAUCGAGUCCGACCUCUUCUGUCCGACAGCCUGUUUUGCUUGAUCCUUAUCAACCGGUUGCCGCUUCCUCGUCUCGCCUACUUAGUCAAGGAUGUUCUGCCAACAGUGAUAAAGUUUCAGAGGUCCUACAAGAGUCUACUCAUCAGUUCAACCUGCUUACUUCACCCACCUUCCUACCAAAGGUCAAGGAUCAAGGGAAAUUCACUCUCCCUUGCACACUUGGGCAUCUUGAGAUUGACAAUGCCUUAGUGGAUUCUGGAGCAAGCAUCAAUCUGAUCUCUCUCUCCAUGGCAGAGAAGCUAGGCAUUGCUGGAGCCUUGCAGCGCCCUACUACUUCAAUCAUGUUUGGAGAUGCAACUUCUAAGUCUCCUCUUGGAGUGUUCAAGAACUAUCACUUGAAAAUUGGAGAAUGCAUCAUCCAAACUGAUCUCACUGUGAUGGAAAUGGAAGAAGAGAAGGAUUUGCCUCUGUUAUUGGGAACCCCUUUCCUUAGUACAGUUGGCGCUUCAAUAGACUUUCACAAGCAAGAAGUGAUCCUUCACAAGGUGAAUAGUUUGGUGUCAUAUCGCUUGCAGCCUAGAGGUUCAGACUUUUGUGCCACAAUUGACAGUACCAAUCUCAGUUCUAAGAGUCAUGGAGCUACAAAGGUUGUGAAGGAAAGGGUUGACAAGGAACCAAGAGUUGGGAAGGAUAAGGAUGAGAGAGGACCAAGGAUUGAGAAGCCACGUCUUGAGAGGGCUAGAGUUGAGAAACCACGAUCUGAUAGGCCAAGAGCUGAGAGACUUGUUCAAGCCCCUUGUGUGCUUGAUGAAGAGAGCCUUCAAGCUUUGUUUGAUGAGCCACUAGGAAGGGCUCUAAAAGAAGGGGAGGAUGCAGCCUCUAAGGCAAGACCAGGAGAUAAAAGAAAGGAUCCACCAGCUCAGGCCCCUUCAGUCAAGCCAUCUCAGCUCACAAUGACUUUGUUCCCCACCAAGUUUGAAAAUGGGAAGAUUGAGUACAAGAUAAGGUACAAGGGGAGAUCAAGGCCAUUCUCUAGAGCCAAGGCCUUGGUGACUUCAGAACAGUCCAGGGACCCAACCAAGCUAAAGGAGCUUCUGUCUCAAGUCCUCACUAUCACCCUUGAUGGUGGGACUAGCUCAACCAAUGCCUAA
Molecule: messenger RNA, 2634 nt
Organism: Microthlaspi erraticum
Lineage: Eukaryota; Viridiplantae; Streptophyta; Magnoliopsida; Brassicales; Brassicaceae
Source: the annotation of a GenBank genome assembly